Messenger RNA from Xyrauchen texanus (razorback sucker), 3099 nucleotides. Its product is annotated as serine protease hepsin-like. The record is from RefSeq and is a predicted model, not a curated record. NCBI's taxonomy places the organism in Eukaryota, Metazoa, Chordata, Actinopteri, Cypriniformes, Catostomidae. The coding region runs from base 201 to 1472 and encodes 423 amino acids. The transcript is spliced from 13 exons. Gene Ontology annotation, molecular function: serine-type exopeptidase activity; serine-type endopeptidase activity. Gene Ontology annotation, biological process: proteolysis. Gene Ontology annotation, cellular component: membrane.
GAGCAGAAGAACGGCCCCGAUUGCGGGAGAAAUCGUGAAGCUGCAUUUAACGGGAAAACAAAAGAGUGACGGGCUCUGGGGAAAGCGAAAUGUCAGCGCCGAUAUUUGGAGGAAACGCCUGACAUCUGUUUUUUUCCCUCUCUCUUAUUCAAGAGUGUAUCCCAGAACUUGCAGUGGAGAGCUUUUCGUUUCAAAUAAGGAUGACUGACAAGAAGAUAGGAAGUCCAGGGAUGACCAUCUUUAGGCCGUGUCGAGUGGUCGCUGCAGUAGCUUUGAUUUUGAUUAUACUUGGGGGUUUGGGAGCCGCCAUCUGGGCCCUCGUCACAUAUCUUAGGACAACAGAAGAUACAGGAUUAUUUGAUGUACAGGUAAAUGCAGCAGAUCAGAGGCUUCGAGUGUUUGACUCCACUCAGUGGAGGUGGAGACACGUCUGUUCAUCCAGUGCCAACCAGCUCAUCGCCAAUAUCAGCUGUGAGGAAAUGGGCUUUGUCAGAGCAGUAAAUUUCUCAGUGACCUGUGCUCCUGACAAUGGCGGUGACCAGGAGUUUUUCUGUGUUAAAGAGAGUGAGUUAACAUAUGGGAAAAAGAUAAAAACAGCCCUCUAUCCUUGUAAAUGUGACAGAGGUCAGAUUCUUGAGGUCAUUUGUCAAGACUGCGGUCAUCGCAUGCUGCCUGAAGAACGUAUUGUAGGGGGAGAAGAUGCUCGACAGGGUUCAUGGCCAUGGCAGGUCAGCUUACAGUAUGACGGAGUUCACCAGUGUGGUGGAUCCAUCAUUUCUGACCGCUGGAUUGUCAGUGCAGCUCACUGCUUUCCUGAGAGGUAUCGCCAUGCGUCACGCUGGCGGGUUCUAAUGGGCUCUAUCUAUAACACCCCCAUCCGUAAGAACAUUGUGAUUGCUGAGGUGAAGACAGUUGUUUACCACAGCAGCUACCUGCCCUUUGUUGAUGCCAACAUUGAUGACAACAGUCGCGAUAUUGCAGUCCUCGAACUGACAAAACCUUUGACGUUCACGGAUUAUAUUCAGCCAGUGUGUCUGCCGACAUAUGGCCAGCGGUUGGCGGAUGGGCAGAUGGGUACAGUAACUGGCUGGGGUAACAUGGAGUAUUAUGGCACUCAAGCCAAUGUCCUUCAGGAAGCUCAUGUGCCCAUCAUCAGUGAGGCUGUGUGUAAUGGCCCUGAUUACUAUGACAACCAGGUCACAACCACCAUGUUCUGUGCCGGCUAUGAGAAGGGAGGAACCGAUUCCUGCCAGGGAGACAGUGGUGGUCCUUUUGUUGCAGCAGAUGUCCUCUCUAAGACCAGUCGCUAUCGUUUGCUUGGGGUGGUGAGCUGGGGCACAGGAUGCGCCAUGGCCAAGAAGCCUGGCGUCUACACACGUGUGUCACGUUUUCUACCCUGGAUAUCUACAGCCAUGAGGAUGUAUGAGAAUUCACCAGGAGUGCACAAAAUGGCCCGGGCCAUUACGCCAUAGCCAUUCAGAGUGGAGAAAUGUUUCAUUUCAGACUGAAAUAUUCCACGUUGAAGUCAGAUUUGUUGAAUCAGACGUCUUUUGUUGAUCAGAUGAAAAUCAGCUCUUCUGCAUUGAUCAACCUGUCUCAUGGACAAUUGCUGAAUAUCUUUCUCAUUAUCUGACUCAAGAAGGCCAAGAACAAUUGUUGACGCUGUACUAUGGGUUCAAAAUGUUUGUGGACACCUCUUGUUUUCUUUGAAAACCUAUCACCAAAAGAUCAAUCUAAUCACCAAGUCAAAUGUGCAAUGUUGGCUCGACCUCAAAAGCAGCCUAUACUUAGCUUAUAAAAUUACAUAUCUACAAAAGGUAUAGAUAUUUUAUAUUACACUAUAUAUUUAAAUAUACAGUAAAUACAAGGAUAUUUUAUAUCCUACUUUAUUGCAGGGUUAUACAGAGUGUAGGUUAACAAGAAAAACAAUGAAAGUCAUGAGUUAGAUUGCAAAAUAUUGCAAAUGCAAGUAACAGUUGCAGAAAUGUUUUAGGGAAUCGAUCAAUGUUUUAUAAUGCAUUUACAACUAUGAAUUUUUUACAGAUCUCAUAAUUAAAGUACUAAAAGGCUGUACAAACAAAUAUUUUUUUUAUAAACAGUACAAUCAUUAAUAGGACAACAUUUCUGACUUACAGUAUUUAUCUCAAUUUUGUUUAGUAGUUGUUGAACAGGUGCUCUAUUCUACAUAAACAAAACAAAACAUAAACAUCAUAAAGUAAUACAGUCAUUCAAAUCUUUAGUACAAGAGCUUAUUUGUACAGUAGUAUUUUAUUUCCCAUGACUUCAUAUAUAAACAGAAUAGCAUGAAUAAUACAGGUUUCUGUGACAUGUGCCAUGAUUAAACAUGUACAAGUAAAGUUUUACUCAUUUCAAUUAUUUUAAAAUGGACAUACACCUUUUUUAACAUGUAUUUUUAUUUUAUUUUGACUUAUUUUCUUAUAUUUUCUCAAAGGAUAAGAUGUGCAUUGAUAUGUCUGGAUAACAAGCACUAAUGUAAAGAUGCAAACCAAAGGCUGGUUUAAAAAGUAGUAUGGAUAAGCUUACUAAGUAUUUCUGUGGCAGUCAGUAUUGUAUUGUUUUCUUUGUUGUAAAUACAAAUAGCUUCUUUACUAUUCAAUGCACUGUGUAAUUCAAAUGUAUUUUUAAUUUUAUUUUAAACUGCUAUAUUGUCAUCCAGAUUUUUUGCUAUAUGUAGCUUUGACAUUUUGACAAGUUUGAUUGCUUCUGUGUUUAUUUGUUACACCUGAAGUGCAAUCAAAUUAGUGAAAAAUGUCAAAGUAUAUAUAUAUACACACUGUAUAUGUAUACAUACAUAUGCAUCUUUUGACCUUUGACAAAUAAAGUCAACUGAAUAUUUUACUAUUAAAUGCUGAAAUAAAGACAUACACAUCUGUGAUGGCAUGAGGGGGUCAGUAAUUGAUGAGAGCAUUUUAAUUUUUGGGUGAACUAUUCCUUUAAUAAGCAUACAGUUUUUCAUAGUAAUGGCCUGUCACUAUGCCAUUAUUACCUUGGUUAAUGACGGUAUUGUCUGAGCCACGUAAAACUGUGCAUUCUUUUAUAUUUUAUGAAAAGGAAGCCUAGUCAAAUAAAAUGGCAAAA